GUGAAAUCGAUAAUAACAGUGAAGAAGAAUUUUCUAAUCUUAUCUUGAAUAACAAUAAAACUAAGCUUCAAGAAAGGGUUGAAAAUUUUUGGGAUGAUGAAGAAAGGCGAUCAAAAGAAGGAUAUACGCAUCUUUCUGAUAUGCUAGAUGCAAUAAAGAAACGACCAAGAUUUUAUGGAAAUACGAGAUUACAGCUCACAUUUAAAGAUAAAAUUGUCCAUGAAGACGAUGAAGUUAAAUACGGAACUAAUAACACCAAAGUCAUUACUACUUUAAGAGUAGCGGAAGGAUGGGCUUAUAUUAAUUACGAAAAAUCCUUUCAUCCCACUGUAACCUCCUUUCUGAAGAAAAAAUUGGACCUUUCGAAUGCUCCAGGAAGCGAUCAGCUAAGACGGCUCUCAAUUGGAAAUACGUCUUAUGACAACUUACCAAGAAGAAGAUCAAAUAAUCGUGUUUAG
Molecule: messenger RNA, 458 nt
Organism: Funneliformis geosporum
Lineage: Eukaryota; Fungi; Glomeromycota; Glomeromycetes; Glomerales; Glomeraceae
Source: the annotation of a GenBank genome assembly